Aplysia californica (California sea hare) is the source of this 2101-nucleotide messenger RNA. RefSeq names its product carboxypeptidase Q. The record is from RefSeq and is a predicted model, not a curated record. NCBI's taxonomy places the organism in Eukaryota, Metazoa, Mollusca, Gastropoda, Aplysiida, Aplysiidae. Gene Ontology annotation, molecular function: metallodipeptidase activity. Gene Ontology annotation, biological process: proteolysis; peptide catabolic process.
GCCUAAGUGUUUCCCCGAGACUGAUAACGAGCCACGAGGGCUAGACUUUAAGAAAACUUUGGACUUCUCCCCCUGUAUAAAACGACUACCUUUUCACGAUAACUCGACCAGUUUAAAGGCUCACAUCCUGCAGGGAGAAGUCAUAAGGGCGUUUAAAGGUCAGAUGAAAAAGAUGAAAUUGCUGUUCCUUUUUCUCACGGUUUUGUCUUUCUCGGCGCCGUCGACGGCACGGUCAAGGUUUGGCAGAGAGUCUGAUCUGUGGGAUGUCUAUGAGGACAUCUGGGGCCACAAGGAGGUGGCUGAUAAAAUCAUCGAUUUUGUUAUGAGUGGUCCUGGCCAGGGUCAGGUGUACAACAGACUAGCGACAAUGACGGACAAGUUUGGAUACAGACUUUGUGGGAGUUCAAACCUUGAAGACGCCAUCGAUUACAUGGUGGACGAGUUCAAGAAAGACGGCCUUGAAAACGUCCACAAGGAGUCGGUCAAGAUCCCUCACUGGACACGAGGAAAGGAGUGGGCCAAGAUGAUUUCCCCGAGACCUAAGCCUCUGGCUAUGCUGGGCCUGGGAUACAGUGUCGGCACACCUAAGGAGGGGAUCACAGCACAAGCCAUUGUGGUUCGUUGUGCUCGUUAGCGGUCAUUUAGACAGCUGGGACGUUGGCCAGGGAGCUAUGGACGACGGGGGUGGUGCCUUCAUCUCCUGGCAAGCCCUGUCUAUCGCGCGGCAGCUGGGCCUUCGUCCAAAGAGAACCCUUCGUGUGGUGUUCUGGACGUGCGAAGAACUAGGAAUCAUCGGAGGACAAAGCUACUAUAAGAAACACGCCCACGAAGCUAAAAACUUCGACAUCAUCAUGGAGUCUGAUAAGGGCACGUUCACGCCCCAGGGCUUGCAGUUUUCUGGUUCAGAAGAAGCGAUGAAAAUAGUUAAAACUUUGGCUAGGAAUUUACUCUCCCGUGUCAAUGCCACCGUGGUAGAGAAGGGAGCAGAGCUGUCCGACGUUGGGCAGUGGCUAAACCUAGGAGUGCCUGGGGGAAGCAUCUUAAACGAGAACAGUAAAUACUUUGACUUCCACCACUCAAAUGGAGAUACAAUGACAGUACAAGACUCUAACGCUAUGGACCUGUGCUCUGCUGUCUGGGCAGUUUCAUCUUUCGUCAUAGCAGACUUGGACAAGAUGCUUCCAGCCAAUAGAACUAUUGCCUCACUUCCUUUCAGAUAAUGAGUCUCACUUUCAUUUCCACUUGAUGACUAAGUAAUUUUUAAAAAAAGGGGGGGGGGGGGGUUCCAAUCACAUUAGAACCGAGAGUUCAGAGUAUCAGAGAAAUGUUGUCUUACAUUAAGUCUGAAUAUAAACAGACUGCAUGUUAUAUCAAAAGCAUUGAAUUACAGAUGAUUAUGCACACGCUCUCUUGCCUUCAACCUUUGCUUCCAGAAUGUCUCUCAAAUGAUUCAUGGCGUUUGAUUUUGAUGUGCUAAACGUACAUUUCAGUUUGUGGGCGACUGGCGGAUGCUCUGGUGUGAUUUGCUCAUUUUUUUUCUAUCAAACAUCGAUCGUCCUUUUCUUUCAUCCUUCUCCUCAUCUUUGUAUGUUACUAUUCUCUAAUAGAAUAUAGUCUUUAGAACUUAUAUAACCCAAUUGUGUUGCAAGUGACGCACAAAACUCUUAUUAAAACUAAAACGAGGUUCUGAUCUAAAAAAGUUCAGUUUUAUUACAUUCUGUAGAAUUGUUGAUGUUUGUAUUAUCGAUUAUUCUUAGUACCUUUUCAAUCUUUACUUUCUGUCUCCGGGAUAUUCUUAGAGUUCUUCUAGGAUAUUUCAUCUAGAAACUUGUAAUCCUCUUUUUAAAAUUUUGUUUAUUGAUGAUCCAUGCCUUAAAUCCAGAUAUCGUGGCGGGCAAUAAAGUACUUUAAAAAAAAUAUUUUUUUAUUUUUGCAUUGUCCUUUUUAGAUGGAUGCCAUCUGUUUCGAUUUUGAUGUUGCGAUUGAAAUUCUCCGCUUAAUCUCUAGGGUUGUUUUGUCACAUUCCUAGCUCCAAGAUAUUCAAAAAUGUAAAUCUUCUACUUCUUCCCCAUUACGGGCAUACACACAAAUAAAAAAAAAA